Messenger RNA from Anoplopoma fimbria (sablefish), 2369 nucleotides. RefSeq names its product cadherin 27 (gene cdh27). NCBI's taxonomy places the organism in Eukaryota, Metazoa, Chordata, Actinopteri, Perciformes, Anoplopomatidae. The transcript is spliced from 16 exons. Gene Ontology annotation, biological process: cell-cell junction assembly; calcium-dependent cell-cell adhesion; multicellular organism development. Gene Ontology annotation, molecular function: cadherin binding; calcium ion binding. The record is from RefSeq and is a predicted model, not a curated record. The coding region runs from base 1 to 2358 and encodes 785 amino acids. Gene Ontology annotation, cellular component: adherens junction; catenin complex; plasma membrane.
AUGCUCUGCUUCAUCCUCCUGGUUUUUUAUUCAUCAAGUGCAACAUGCUCACAGCUACAAAGCCGUCACAGAAGGUGGAUCCUUGACCCUUUCACUAUUGAGGAGGAGCAUCCAGGGCCCUUCCCUUAUGUCCUGGGCAAGAUAAAUGUAGUGGAGACCAAUGGACGACACUUUAAGCUCUAUGGGGAAGGAGUGGAUGAGGAGCCAAAAGGAGUUCUCUCCAUUCAUAAGGAAACUGGCACCGUGUCUGUACACAGGGCUGUGGACUACGAGACUAAGACAAUGCUUAAGCUGAGAUUUGAGGCCACAGGGAACGAUUUGCAGUCUGCCAAAUUAGGAGUUGAAAUCUCCAUAUUGGACAUCAAUGACAACCCACCCCGCUUUCAGAAGGAUCGGUAUGAUAUCAGCGUUAAUGAGAAAACAACACAAGGCUCAUAUCUCCUGACUCUGGUAGCCUUUGACAGAGACAAGAAAGAUACGCCAAAUUCAACAUUCCACUUUGAAAUCAAAUCUGUGGCUCCAAACCCUCCAGACACCAAGUUCACCAUUGAUAAGUCUGGAUCUAUCUCAUUUAAUGGGUGUUUAGACCAUGAGGUGGCUGAAAUGUUCACAGUGGUGGUGGAGGCCAAGGACCAUGGUGACGUAGUCAGUCUGUCCAGUUCAACCACUGUUGUCAUCCAUGUGGAGGACGGCAACAACCACCUCCCAACCAUCACCGGACAAACAGGCUCUGGCAAAGUAAAAGAAUAUGAGACCGGGACCUCUCCUCUGCGGGUGCAUGCUUCAGACAAAGACACCCGAAACAGCGCGGCAUGGAGAGCCAAAUACACCAUUCAGGGUGACGAGAGGGAGCACUUUAAAAUAGAAACUGACCCAAACACCAACGAUGGAAUCCUGACAGUGAUAAAACCAAUAGACUUUGAGGAGAAAGCACAAAUGGAGCUGACCAUCUCAGUGGAAAAUGAGGCACCAUAUUUCUACUGUAAAGUGAGGGAGAAGACGCACUCAGGCCUCUGGAAAGUUGACACCAGUAAAGGUGAUGAUGAUCCUCAGCCUCACUCUGUCAAAGUCAUCAUCCAAGUUGAGGAUACCAACGACCCUCCACUGUUUAGUGUAACUAUCAAAGAGGCCAUGCUGGAGGAGAACACGCCCAUUGGAACCUGGGUAGAGAAAAUGACAGCUGUGGAUCCCGACUCCAGUCACGCGAGAGAUUUUGUGUACAAGGUAGGAAAUGACCCUGCUGGCUGGGUGACGGUGGAUCCACACACAGGAGACAUCACAACAUCCAAGACCCCAGAUAGAGAAUCUCUUCAUGUCGUUAACGGCAUCUACACCAUCUUACUGCAUGCAGUGGAUAAUGGUAAGCCACCAUUGACAGGUACAGCCACACUGAACAUCCACGUGUCUGACCAGAACGACAACGUGCCUCAGCCAACACUGGACUAUGUUGAUGUGUGUUUGUCCGACGGCCCCACCACCACCAACAUCACAGCCUUUGACCUGGAUGAUAGUCCAUUCGGAGGGCCUUUCACAUUUGAACUGCUGGGAGAUGUCAACGGAAAAUGGAAACUGAAUCCCUCAUAUGGAUACAUAGCUGGCCUAGUGAAGGAGCCCAGUGUGUUUGCUGGCCCACAUACAAUUGAUCUGAAGAUCUCUGACAUGCAGGGAAAGUUUGGCGUUUAUAACCUCAGUGUGACUGUAUGCGACUGCUCUGUGAAUUCCACCUGCCGAGGACGCGGAGGCACUGCCACAAAAGCCGUCUACGGUGCUAUAGGCAUAGUGUUUGUCUCACUGUUGUUACUCCUGUUUCUACUGAUGGCGGUCUUCAUGUCCUGCAAAACAGUGUUCCACCCUUUAGAGAUCAGUGAUUCCUCUAAUUCAACCAUCCUCGUAUCAAACAUUGAGACACCUGGAAGAGACUGCAAGGUACCUUUCCUGGCACUGUCCACUGAUAACAUGCACUACCACCCUUCUAAACGGCAACACAGCACAUCUUCAAAAAUGCAGUGGGCUGCCAAGAACUUCAGAAGGGAGAAUGUUUCCUACCGAGUCAAUGACAACUGUAACCAGAUUGAUGACAUGAGCACAAUGGAUUUCCCCUACAAAAGGAACGCAAGCUCUUCAGUGGACACAGCUCUCCUGGCCCUGCUUAAGGAGAGGCUUUCUCACCAGACAGGAAGAUCUGAUGAAGUACUGCCUCACCUCUAUGCAGACGAGGGUGACUCGGACAUCAUCUCAGAGCUAGAUAACAUCGACAUUCCUGACGAAGAUUCAUUCGAGAAAGUGCUGGAAGUCUUGGGCCCCAAGUUCAUGCAACUGGCUGCCAUUUGCAUGCCACCACAUACACAAAAGCAGUGAAACAAAAUGGA